AUGGCUUUAGUUUUAGAGGCACCUUUGCGGGUUUUGGAUCUUCGUCUAGUUGAAUACUUCUUUGGCGGCAUGAGAACGCACAUGGACGGCACAAAGAAGGCAGUGGCGUCGUCCCGGUUCACGGAGCUAUCACAUGGUGUCUUUUCGCCGACCGUUAUGGAGCUCCUGUGUGCAGCUGUCGGUUGCCUGGUUGUUUGUAUCAGCACCUGUGGUACACACGCAGCCAGCUACACGGCUCGGUACUUCACGUACAGUACGACCGCCGUAUCAUGGAACACAGCCUACACUACCUGCUCCCUCACCGGGGGUCAUCUCAUCACGGUCGACAACAACGUCACCAUCAACGUACUCAAGUAUAUCCGUGCUCAACCGGAGGCCGCAGUUGUUUCAAACAAGAUCUGGAUGGGGUUGCACAACACUGCACCGACGUCGGACGUCCCUGAGUACGUUUGGGCUGACUGCAAACACCUCGACGACAACAACUCCAUGUGGCUUCGCGGGGAGCCAAACGAUGUGCAAACUGACCGUUGCAUAAUUACCACCUCUGAAUACGAGUGGAUGACGAAGCCCUGUACUCAAACCUAUAGCUUCUUCUGUGAAAACAUCGCCAACGUUUCACCAUUGAACAUGUUCAACUUCAAAGCCAGAGAUUAA
Haliotis rubra (blacklip abalone) is the source of this 654-nucleotide messenger RNA. Its product is annotated as snaclec alboaggregin-A subunit beta'-like. Gene Ontology annotation, biological process: biological process involved in interspecies interaction between organisms. Gene Ontology annotation, cellular component: external side of plasma membrane. NCBI's taxonomy places the organism in Eukaryota, Metazoa, Mollusca, Gastropoda, Lepetellida, Haliotidae. Bases 1 to 654 code for a protein of 217 amino acids. The record is from RefSeq and is a predicted model, not a curated record. Gene Ontology annotation, molecular function: carbohydrate binding. The transcript has 6 exons.